Molecule: messenger RNA, 2342 nt
Organism: Erinaceus europaeus (western European hedgehog)
Lineage: Eukaryota; Metazoa; Chordata; Mammalia; Eulipotyphla; Erinaceidae
Gene: SORBS3
Product: sorbin and SH3 domain containing 3
Exons: 21
Coding region: 16-2112 (698 amino acids)
Molecular function (GO): protein binding
Source: RefSeq, a predicted model, not a curated record
CACUUUGCAGGCAGCAUGCAAGCCCCAGCCUGCAGCCUCCCUGCUGGGCUCAGUCUGGAUGACUUCAUCCCGCGCCACCUCCGGACCCAUUCAGGGUCACCUUCCCAGGGUGGGAGGGUGCCUGUGAUCCGGAAUGGUGGCUCCAACACCCUUAAUUUCCAGUUUCAUGACCCGGCGCCCAGGACCGUGUGCAAUGGGUACUUCCCACAGCGGAGAGAGACUUCCCGGCACCUAGACCCUGCCUGGUAUCAGACCUGGCCUGGGCCUGGAAACCGGCCAGCAUCGAGCCCGAAGACCCCCACCUCCCAGCACCCCGAGAACUGGUCAGCCACGUGGACCAAGGACAGCAAGCGUCGGGACAAGCGCUGGGUCAAGUACGAAGGGAUCGGGCCUGUGGAUGAGAGCGGCAUGCCUAUUGCCCCUCGAUCUAGUGUCAACAGCCCCAAGGACUGGUACCGGAAGAUGUUCCAGCAGAUUCACCGGAAGAUGCCAGAUCUGCAGCUAGACUGGACCUUCGAGGAACCACCCAAAGGUGAGGGGGUGCGGGUGGCACAGCCCAGCCCAGCCCCUGCAUUGCCUCUUCCUGCAGUCACCUCCCGGAGUACCACCUCAGCAGACCGGAGGCAUCCAGGGCUCCAGCAAAAGCCCGUUUUUCGGUCAAGCCAGGCCUCCUCUCUGAGACGAAGAAGCUGGGAUCUUCCUGAAGACUUUUCUAGAAGCACUUUCAGCUCAAAUUCUGGAGCAUCCUCUUUGCUCCAGACCACAAAUCAGGUACCUAGACGUAGAGAGAAAGCAGACAACAUCUGGGCAGAAGAUUCCUGGAACCAGUUUUUGCAAGAACUAGAGACUGGGCAGAAGCCCAAGAAACCACUGGUAGAUGACCCAGUAGAGAAGCCCUCACAGCCCAUUGAGGUCCUGCUGGAGAGGGAGCUGGCCAAGCUGAGCGCGGAGCUGGACAAGGACCUGCGGGAGAUCGAGAACCGCCAGCCGGUGCCCAAGAGCUCGCAGGCGCCCCGACUGUCCUCGGAUCCGCGGCCGGUGGCGCGCCCGGCCUCAGCCUGGAGCUCCCGCUCCCCGAAUGCACUUUACCAGGGCUGCCCGCAGCCCCUGAGCCCCCGCAGAAUGGCGGACAGAGGAAGCCCCUUCCUGGGGCGGCGAGACUUUGUCUACGGGUCUUCAUCCACCCGAGACCCCAGUGCCCCUGAACGUGGGCUCAGCCCAGCCAGGAAGGAGGAGAAGAAGAAGAGGGCUGCCCGGCUCAAGUUUGACUUCCAGGCACAGUCCCCCAAGGAGCUGACUCUGAAGAAAGGUGACAUAGUCUACAUCCACAAGGAGGUGGACAAGAACUGGCUGGAGGGGGAGCAUCAUGGCCGGCUGGGCAUCUUCCCUGCCAAUUAUGUGGAGGUACUGCCAGCUGAUGAGGUCCCCAAGCCCAUCAAGUCCCCAACCUACCAGGUACUGGAGUAUGGAGAAGCAGUGGCCCAGUACAACUUCAAGGGGGACCUGGAGGUGGAGCUGUCCUUCCGUAAGGGUGAACGGAUCUGCCUGAUGCGCAGGGUGAACGAGAACUGGUAUGAAGGCCGCAUCUCGGGCACUGGGCGCCAGGGCAUCUUCCCUGCCACCUAUGUGCAGGUGACUCGUGAACCCCGAGUACGCAUGCGCGAUGACAGCCCCCACCUCCCUGUGUCCCCCCGCCUGCCCACCUCCCGGCUCGCCCGGCACCCUACCUCCCCUUCAGCGAUGCACAGCCCAGCAGAGCCUGUGGACUGGGGGGGGCGGACUUCCCCCCGCCGUGCCGGCUUUUCCUUCCCCAGCCAGGAUCUCAGAGCCCAGACUCAGAGUCUCAGCACCCCAGUCACAGCUCUGUCCCAGCCUGGAGGCUCCAGCCAUCCCUCAGACCUGGGGCUCUCCUCCUCCAACACCUCUCAGAUACAUUGGACCCCGUACCGGGCAAUGUACCAGUACAGGCCCCAGAAUGAGGAUGAGCUGGAGCUGCGUGAGGGUGACCGAGUGGACGUCAUGCAGCAGUGUGAUGAUGGCUGGUUUGUGGGUGUAUCUCGGAGAACCCAGAAAUUUGGGACAUUCCCUGGAAAUUAUGUAGCCCCUGUGUGAGUGGUCUUCGUGGCAACUCAGCUUGGCCAGGCUGGGGUGGAGAGAGAGGGUGCUCUCCCCCAGUCUCCUUCCCUAGGCCCUGAGCAUCUGCAGUCAGCACCAGCAGACUUCCCCUGGAGCCCCCAGAAACCCCCAGGAGAGCUCCACACCUGCAACUCGCAGGCAUUCCUCUGGCAGCCCUUUUAUUUCCUCCCCUGCCCUGUACCCCAAAUACAGAGGUCUGCUUUGAA